Messenger RNA from [Candida] anglica, 1016 nucleotides. The record is from the annotation of a GenBank genome assembly. Lineage: Eukaryota; Fungi; Ascomycota; Pichiomycetes; Serinales; Debaryomycetaceae.
UAUAUAGUUUAUAUUUCUCUCUAAAUUUUGGAAAUCUAUUAAAAAUGACUUUCUUAUCCGUCAUUGAACAGGUGGACAACUUUCCAUAUGUACUCUCUGAAGAAUAUUAUUUUCUUGUGGCUAAUGAUAUCAAUUCCACUGUUCUAGGAUAUCUUUCUCCUGAGAUUGCACAAUUAUUUUCAUUUGAACAAGAUUUCGAAGUUGACCAUGUCAAGAAAACAGUUCAAAUAUCUUCAACUUUAGACACGUUUGAAAAGAGAAAUGAAUGUUUUGCAAAAGUGGCCUCCUCGUGGAGAUCCAAACCACAAUUCCUUGAAAAUUUACAUAAAGGUUGGAGAAAUGAACUUUUUUGUGUUUAUAAUCCAACUAGUGUCCCAUACCUUUUAGUGGAAAGAUCAUUUUCUGUGCUAUUGGGAGUUCCAACUUAUGGAGUUCAUAUCAUGGGAUAUAUUCCAUCAAACAAGUCUAAUAAUGGGAAGCUAAAACUUUGGAUUCCACGUCGUUCGUCAACAAAGCCAACUUAUCCGGGGAAAUUAGAUAAUACAGUAGCGGGUGGUUUAGGUUAUCCUUAUGGAUUGUUUGACACAGUUAUUAAGGAAUGUGCUGAAGAAGCUGGGUUGGAUGAAGAAUAUGUCCGCUCCCAUGUCAAAUCUCUGGGUGUUGUUCUGUAUAUGUAUAAGCCCAACGAAAAUGAUUUGAUUGUUCAACCAGAAAUUGAAUAUACUUAUGAUUUGAUUUUUGACAAUGAAACGGAUGUGGUACCUCACCCAGUAGAUGGAGAAGCAGAAUCAUUCACAUUGAUGGAUAUUGAUGAAGUACUUGAAAGAAUACAAAAUAACGAAUUUAAACCGAACUGUGCUCUAAUUACUAUUGACUUUUUAAUUAGACAUGGAUAUAUUACACCUGAAGAUGACGAGAAUUAUUUGGAAAUAGUUUCAAGAUGUCAUAGAAGAAUCCCAUUCCCAACAAAGUAAAUAGUAUAUGACAUAAUAUAAUAUAGAUAUAUGAAAUAACUC